Histoplasma mississippiense is the source of this 327-nucleotide messenger RNA. RefSeq lists its product with no specific name. The record is from RefSeq and is a predicted model, not a curated record. The transcript has 3 exons. Lineage: Eukaryota; Fungi; Ascomycota; Eurotiomycetes; Onygenales; Ajellomycetaceae. The coding region runs from base 1 to 327 and encodes 108 amino acids.
AUGGUCGAAUACGCCAAAGCAGUAUUUAUAAGGAAAGAUAUUCUCGAUUAUACGAGCGAGGCAGUGUUCCGUUUCAUCCAUCGUUAUCUGGAAAUCGGUGGCAAAGUCGCACGAGUCGCGCGAGUCGGCGAAAACAAGAAUGGAAUCGAAUGUGACAUUGUCGAAGUCCUGUGGUCUGGCCUGCUUGUGGUCCUUCUCGGUAAAGUUUCUCCAGGGAGGAGAGAUGCUGGGGCCCCAGGCGAGGGUGUCCUGGGACGACGAUGUUUUCUGAAUCCGUACGCCUCUGCGGCAGCGCAGGUCGCGAAACCCUAUUCGGCACGAGCUUGA